This is a messenger RNA of Chanos chanos (milkfish), 1824 nucleotides long. It is a transcript of the gene cstf2, whose product is annotated as cleavage stimulation factor, 3' pre-RNA, subunit 2. NCBI's taxonomy places the organism in Eukaryota, Metazoa, Chordata, Actinopteri, Gonorynchiformes, Chanidae. Gene Ontology annotation, biological process: mRNA 3'-end processing. The record is from RefSeq and is a predicted model, not a curated record. Gene Ontology annotation, cellular component: mRNA cleavage and polyadenylation specificity factor complex. Bases 1 to 1542 code for a protein of 513 amino acids. Gene Ontology annotation, molecular function: mRNA binding. The transcript has 15 exons.
AUGGCGAAUGUAGCUGCAACAGUGGCCGCCGUCGCGGGCAGGGAUCCCGCUGUGGACCGGUCCUUGCGCUCAGUCUUUGUGGGUAACAUUCCAUACGAAGCAACAGAAGAACAACUAAAGGAUAUCUUCUCAGAGGUCGGGCUUGUUGUCAGCUUCAGGUUAGUGUAUGAUAGAGAAACUGGUAAACCAAAGGGAUAUGGCUUCUGUGAGUACCAGGACCAGGAGACUGCCCUCAGUGCAAUGCGGAACCUGAACGGGAGAGAAUUCAGCGGCCGUGCCCUCCGUGUGGACAACGCUGCCAGCGAAAAAAACAAAGAAGAGCUGAAGAGUUUGGGUACUGGUGCUCCCAUUAUUGAGUCUCCUUAUGGAGACGGCUGUACACCAGAGGAAGCCCCAGAGUCUAUCAGCAGAGCAGUGGCUAGCUUGCCUCCCGAGCAGAUGUUUGAACUCAUGAAACAGAUGAAGCUGUGUGUGCAGAACAGCCCACAGGAGGCGCGGAAUAUGUUGUUGCAAAACCCUCAGCUUGCAUAUGCUCUGCUGCAAGCUCAGGUCGUCAUGAGAAUCGUCGAUCCUGAAAUUGCCUUGAAAAUGCUCCACCGCCAGACGACUGUCCAGCCGUUAAUCCCCAGUAGUCAGGCUGGAGCGGUGCCUGUUGCCAGCCAGCCUCUCCCCCAGCCUAACGCUCCAGUCUCCCAGCCACAGCCUCUGCCAGGGAUGCAUGUGAACGGAGCUCCACAGAUGAUGCAGCCGCCUCAGAUGGUGGGAGGAGUUCCAGGACCCAUACCUGGACAAGGACCUGUAGGCCCAGCAGGUGGGAUGCCUCCUCAGAUAGGGAUGCCCCCAGCAGGUCCUGUGCCUAUGGACAGGGCACCAGGAAACCUUCAGGACUCUCCUGUUGGAUCAGCAGGGCAGGCUGCUAUCGAGCGGCCUCAAGUGUCCAUGGAAGAUCCACGGGCUCCAAUACGGGGUGUAGCUCCUCCUACAGUGCCCCAGGGAAUUCCACCCAGAGGCCUACUCGGAGACGGACCUAAUGACCCACGUGGAGGCACGCUGCGCUCUGUCACUGCAGAGGUGGUGGAUCCAGGCAGGGGCUACAUCGCAGCUGCUCCUCCUCACCAGGCUCCGCCCAUGCACAUGGCUCCUCCAGAUAUGCGAGGGCCUCACGACAUGAGGGGUGCACCUAUGGUUGAGCCCCGAGGCAUGAUGGGGGAGCCCAGAGGACCUAUGAUGGAGCAGAGAGGGCCACCCAUGGAGGCAAGAGGUCGCGACCCCCGGGCAGUGGAUGCUCGUGGCCCUGUAUCAGGCCAGAGGGUUCCCGUGGCAGCCGGCAUGCAGGGUCCACCUCCACACGCAAUGGGAGCGAGUGCCCCCCCAUCCACCAGACCGGCUCCGGAUGUAUCAUCACAAGACCAAGAGAAAGCGGCUCUGAUCAUGCAGGUUCUGCAGCUGACCCCAGAACAGAUUGCCAUGCUCCCGCCAGAACAGAGACAGAGCAUUCUUAUCCUCAAAGAGCAGAUUCAGAAAACGGCUGGCGCUCCCUGAGUCCUCAACACUCAUUACGAAUGUGGUGUGGUUCUUCCCUGUUCCAGGCUACAUUGUAAACAGGUCAGGAAGCCUGUUCAUCACACCUGUCAUUUUACAGUUUGGAUUUUUUUUUUUUUCGCUAUAUGUCUUUUUUUUAUGGAGAGUUGAGUGAGUGUUGGCUGAAGACUGUGAAAAGUGUCUUUCUUUAUGAAGACUUAAAAAAUAGCUAAAGUUUGUUCAUUUCAUCAUUUCAUCUUUAUGAAAACUGAAAUGUUUCCUCCAGUUGUUUUCAUGUUUCUU